Messenger RNA from Lytechinus pictus (painted urchin), 8547 nucleotides. RefSeq names its product ankyrin and armadillo repeat-containing protein-like. The transcript is spliced from 23 exons. The record is from RefSeq and is a predicted model, not a curated record. Gene Ontology annotation, molecular function: protein binding. NCBI's taxonomy places the organism in Eukaryota, Metazoa, Echinodermata, Echinoidea, Temnopleuroida, Toxopneustidae. Bases 198 to 4535 code for a protein of 1445 amino acids.
GACGCCGUAUCAACAACCCCCAUCCGAGUUUAAUCCCCAAACUAUCUGGGAGAGAGUUCUAAGAUUUAUCAGUUGUUUGAGUGAUAAUUAGGGCGUUUUAAAUGAUGUUUCUCACUAAUAUGGCGAGAUGACAGGAUUAUCAGAGAUAACCACAAACAUUUGAAUGCCAGCAGAGAGAAAUUACGCUAACUAUUACGAUGUCAGGCAAGGGAGCAGACACCAAUCUUCAUGCUGGGGAAGUCGACCCCACCCUGGUGGCAAAUGCUACAGCCAAUCGCAUGGCAGCUCAGUUCUUUGAAAAGUAUGACCGCUUUGAGGUGCAAGAAAUGCUGGCUCAGACUUCAUAUCACUGGUUCUUAUCUCAGGAUGAGCACAAGCUACAAGCAGAGCCACCCGAUGGUAUCAUCAUGUCAAGUAAACCCUUCCUUAAUAACAACUGCUUGAUUCUAAUGCCCUUUGACCCAACGGUGGAACCUAUCGACUUUCGACUCAUUCAUCAGAUCCUUAGAGAACUUGUUAUGGGCAUUUACGGCCUUAAUCAGGUACCUUCAAUAACCCUAGAAGCUAACUUUGAUCAGAGUACCUCCUGCCAGUUACCGCCGGCCUACAACGAUACGUACGUCGGCCAGCUCCUCACCAACGUGGACUACAUGAUGAAAGCGUUGUGGCACGGGGCCUACUUCCCCAGAGAUAAACGCACCAAGUUUUCCGAGCGCUGGCGCUCAAGCCUCGACGUCAAUGCAGAAGGGGUACCGGAAUCUAAGAAGAUCGUCCUUACCGAGUUUACCUUGGCAGGAAUGAUUGAUGUCACCAAAGAUCCUGACUACGCGACCAUCUAUGACAACAUGAGGCUCUUCCCAAUGAGCAAGCAUGACGCUAACAUUGACAAACGUCUCUUCAUGCAGUACGUCAACAACAUGUCGGUACAGUUGACGUGGAGACAGAAGACUAUCCAGCAGCACAAUAACUUGUUUGUGAUUGACGCAGCUUAUGAGGUUUCCGGAGUCUUGAGGCUUCACGAGGACAGGACUGACCGUGAUAUAUACGAGAGACUGCAGACAAGAUUACAGGCCCAUGUUGAUGUAAUCGAGAAACAUUUGUGCAACAAGGCAGAGGUACGACGUCAGAUGUCUCUCUUAAGAGUGAUCAGUUUCCUGGUUCCAUUCUUGAUGGGACUACGAAGAAAGAACAAAGUCCCAGACAUGUCCAGACUUCUACCUCAACUUACAGCUGAUGAAUGCAAGACAGAAAGGGAACUCCCACCCUUGAUGCUGUCCCCGGAGUUCCGCUGCCCAAACUUUGACUUUGGUAACAAGUAUUUCCACCUCCACGGAGGCAUCCAGAUCGACAUCGAAGGCGAUGACGUGGUUCUCGACCCCCCUGAGGUCAUCCUCAACCACUACAACAAGAUCCAGUUGGAGGCCACGGAGAGACUGGCGAAGCUCACGGAACCUGACACGUUCCAGGAGUCUUAUCCUAUGGUUGUCAUUGAGCUUGGAGGAAAGAAAUACUACGCAUUCUCCAUGGACCUUGAGACCUACUACCCUGUGUCUCCGCCACGCCCCCUUUGGUGUCAUUCAUUCUACGAGAAGAUCAAGGAUUUAAAACCCAAGCGAUUACCCUUGACUGAUAUCCACAUGCACGAACAAUUCAAGCGGAGAUACGGAUACCACCAAGCCAUCAAGUUUAAGUCCUUACAAGCUGGUCUCAGGCAAGCGGCUAUCAGAGGCCUAGUCUCUGUAUUCCAGACCCUCGCUCGUAAAUGUCCCGCAUCUCGUCUUGGCAACCAAGACGAGGAUGGCUACUCCCUGGUCCACUACGCUGCCCUUCACAACCGCGCUCAGAUCCUUCAACUGCUCAUGAUACAAGGCCAAGAUAUCAGUGUAAGAAGGCAUCAUCUCACUACACAAGUCGGGAGAAGGCGAAUCCGUGGGGGCACCACUCCCCUUCAUCUUGCAGCUAAGAGUGGAAGCUUGGAUGCUGCCCUUUUGAUGGUGAGUAACCAUGGCGAUAUGGUGAGUGCUGACAAUGCUGGCUGGGCAGCGAUACACCAUGCAUCCUUCUACAACCACGCUCCCAUCGUUCGGAUGUUCAUCAGGAAGUUUGAAGAUCAGAUGGAACUGGAAACGUGGGAUAAGUUGCGACAGACCCCACUGCUCCUAGCUGCCAGCAGCGGGGCCCUAGAAUCGGUCAAGAUUCUGAUAGAGCUAGGUGCGAAGAUCCUUAAGACGGAUAUGGAGAAGAACAACAUGGUCCACCUGGCUGCUCUAAGGUUCCACACCUAUGUCCUAGAGUUCUUCAUUGAAUGGAAUCACAAGGAUGCACCGGUCUGGAAGACUCUCGUUGAGAUGUUGAAUUCAACAGACUUCCGGAAGAAAGACAGUGCUGUUCGAUCUCUAGAGGUACUUACAACUUCUGGUAAACAUCACUGGAAGGCUAUAUUGGAAGCUAAUGGCAUCCCAGCCUUGGUGAAGAUCCUUCAGAUGAAAUCCCCCGAGAUGCAGUCCCUUGGAGCUGCAGUCCUGUGCAAUAUGUCCUGCAACGAACCAAUCUGCCAUGCCAUCGCCAAAGCAGGGGGAAUCCCCACCCUCAUCAAGCUCCUGGCCUCCAACCGAGACGACAUCCAGUCCCGGACGGCCAUCAUCGUAGCCGACAUGGGCGCCUACGACGACCACCAGACGGAGUUCAGUCGGGAGGGCGGCAUCCCGCCCCUCAUCCAUCUCCUGGAUUCGGAACUCGAGGACGUCCUCAAGCAAGCAGUCAACGCUGUCAGGGUACUCUGUCUCGAUCAUCACGAGAAUCAGACAUUGGUGUCCAAGCAUGGUGGAAUUGCGCCUUUGGUGGAGUUUCUUACAGUCAAUUCUGAUGAACUGAAGGAGGCUUCGGCUGCUGCCCUCGCUGCCCUCACUUACGGUCACCAUGACAACCAGAAUGCGGUCAUCGCGGAGGGAGCGGUCGAGCCGCUGGUCAAGCUCAUCAAGUGUCAUAACAUCAAGGUGCAGGUCAAAGCCGCUGCGGCCUUAGAGUCUCUCGGUGAGAGCAAUCCCGACUCUCAGAGGGCCAUACUUGAUCUACACGCUCCAGGAGCUCUCAUCAAACUUCUAACGUUCUGGGCUUUAGAUGUGAAGGAGCAGGCUGCUUGCUCCUUGUGGGCUUUGGCAGGAAGCACAAGGAGACAACAGAAGGAGAUAGCUCAAUACAUUGGUAUCAGCGGUAUCAUCGAUCUUAUCGUCAAGUCAGAAAGAUUGCAAUAUGUGGCCUGCAAGGCAAUGAUAGCAUUGACGAGAGAAAGUUUUGAUAAUCAGAACGAAAUCAAGAAGGAAAAUGGAAUUCUGCCCCUGGUUCGUAUCUUACGCUCCUCUAAAACGAUAGAAAGGGUUCUCAUGACGGUCAUCAAGGCUCUUGGGACACUCUGUAUAGGUGUGGCCAAUCGGAACAACCCUGUCACCCAAAACAAGAUCGCUGAGGAGGGGGCCAUCGGUACCCUCGUGGGUAUCCUGCGCUCCUCCUCAAACCCUCACAUCAAGGUGGAGAUCGCCGUCACCCUCGGGGCUAUCAUCCUCGGUAACCGUAGCAACCAGAAGCUUCUCGAAGAGGAACCAAUGUUCAGCAUCCAUCUGCUGCUUCAGCUAAUGAAUGAAAAGGAUGAGAGUGUUCGUCUGAAAGCGGGAACAGCCCUGUCCACCUUUGCCUUCAACAACACCAGCCAGCAGUACAACAUACGGGAAGCAGGAGGGAUCAGGAUGUCAAACUUCCAGAGAUUCUUAGAGUCUGAGGAUGACAGCCAUCAAGCCCAUGCUGCCUUUCAGAUUGUGGUUCUGGCUCGUGUAAUCGUAGACAGGGAUCAAGUAUCAUUGUCAGCUGAAGGAGUAACAAGGCUGGUAGGAUUACUAAAGUCUGAGAAUCAAAACACUGUUAUUCUUGCAGGGAGCCUCCUUGCCAGUCUUGCCCACACCAGGGCAGGUAUACCCGAUGCCAUGAUCACAUCCGGUGCUGUCGAUAUCCUCAUCUACCACCUCAACUCCGACAACAUCGAAGUCCGCAGCUCCUCUGCAGUGGCCCUUGGCUAUCUGACCUUCAACAGGACGGCGACACGGCUUCUGUUGAUCGCCACCAGAAACACACCAGGUCUCUUCCAGAAGCUGAUGGACAACCUGGAUAAAGAUGGCAAGAUCUCAGAAGACUUCACCGAGGAGUUCAGGAGACAACAGGUUGUUGGACUACCAGCUCUAAGCUUGGAGAAGCAUGGAGGACCUUUAGCUGUACCCCCACCAAGACCAAGAGGCUCGAGCAGGCAACAGAGUCGACCAAACACAACCAUGGGUUUCAACAGCCGUCCCACCACAGCAGCUUCCUCCAAAUCGGGUAAACCGCCCCCAAGGUCAACAUCAGCACCGGUCCGCUCCCGUCAGGUCCGUACUCCAAAGGUCAUCACCCCAAAGGCCAUCGCCCAGGGCAACGGACGCAGGGUCAAGAUAGAGGAGGGAAACUUGACGCCGGCAAAGUCGACAAAUACAAAAGUAGCUUGGGACUAAGUGGAAGGAGAAGAAUUCUCCCCUUGUUUCUUGAAGUCAUUUGUGUGUCUUCAUUUCAAUUUGUCUCUAAAUCUGCAUGUAUUGUAUUCAAUGUAUUGAAUCCAAAAAGCACAUUUGGUAAAACUGGUUAACGAUACGUUUUACUAUGCAUUGUUUAUGCAGUGUAAUGCCCAUUUAUACUUGUUUUGCCUUAUUGUAUUGGUUUUUUUUUGCAAUUGCCUUGUGUGUGAACAAUUCUUAGUUAAUGCCAUGUUGAAGCAUUAAGAAUUAGUGCUCCAUGACACACGAUGGAUGAAAGAUCAUAUAAAAUGUACGGUCAAAUGCCCUUCAUGACAAUGAAUAACCAAGAAGUCUUUGACGAAAAUUUGUGAAUUGAAACGGCAGUUUCGUCCUGGACUGUGGACAAAUGAUAUAUUUGCAAUUUUUUGUCAUCUCCAAAACUUAGGACAAAACUGCUGUUCCGGUUCACCAAUUUUUGACAGAGACCUCCCAGCUGUUCUUUGUCAUUUGAUGGGCACUUUAAAUACACUUUUACUGUGUUCCUGAAUCCAUUGUGCAUCUCACAGCAAUAAUUUCCUAUUAAUUGACAUGUGAUGUCAGAGAGUAUUACAAACUUUUUUUUAAAUCCCGCUAUAGAGUAGUCUUAAGUAUUCAGCCAUUGGCUGGCUGGGGGCGUCAUGGUCUAGUCUCUCUUUCAAUCUGAGGGACGAGUGUUCGAUCCCAGCCAUGGCGUGUUUUCCUUCAGCAAGAAAUUAACCCACAUUGUGCUGCACUCAACCCAGGUGAGGUGGAUGGGUACCCGGUAGGAAGAAUUCCUUGAAUGCUCAAACGCCCGAUCAAGGUAACCGUGCUAAAGCCGGGAAUAAGAACAUCCCGGUAAUCAUGUUAAGCAGGGCCCGCUUGGAGAACAAUUUUCGGAACUGAAGUGGCUACCCUGGGUAAAAUAUGACAUUAUUAUUAUUGCUAUUAUUACUUUUAUUAUUAUUGGUUAGCACAUAAAGAAGAGAUCCAUCCUAUUGUGUAUUUAUAUAUCUAGGGGAACAUCCCGUUUGUGCAAUGGAAUUUUAAGUAUAGUUUAGAAUUGUAUUAAAGAGGACAUAUUAAUUAGAUAAAAAUUAUAUAUUAUCAAGUAAAUGUGAUAGAAGAGAUGAAAGAAGGAAUUAUGAAUUGAAUAGUUUGAUGACUGACUAGUUAUCAUCAUUUUUCAGUAGUUUGUUAAUUCUACACAUAAAGUUUAUUGCCAUUAGGUUAUGAUAUCUAUUAGGCAUUUAUAUUUAGUUUAGAAAUAAUCUAUUCUGAAAGGUGUUGUAAAUAUGAUGCCAGCAAGAAUCUUGUAACAUUUGGUUGACAGGGUAGCAAUUAUUGAGCUAUAUUUUGAUAUUGAUAUAUUGGCUGGAAUUCACAAUGUUUAUUCCCCACCUUACUCAACCCAGCCAUGACUUUAUAAUUUGAACCAUAUGUAUACAUCUUUUCUUUCCGUGCACUCAUGGGGUCAUGCAUUUAUUUUGCAUUCGGGUCCUUACUCACAAGUGCUUUGUUGCUGUACAGUAAUUGCAUUGGUUUGUGCCUUAUAUUUGUUAUUUUUGCAUGCAGGAUUAGGUACAUGUAUGUAUUUUGAUUUUGAUAUGAGUCACAUUUAUCUUUUACCAUUCUUCAACUAAAUGUAGCCAUUGUUAUACUGAAAACAUGAAGUGUCUGAUCAGAGGUUCUGACCAGGGCCCUGCAAUACGAAGCCUAGCGAUUGAUCUUAGGCCUUAAUUUUAUGAUUGAUUGCAUAAUUGUUUAUGAUCAAUCAGAAGAAUUAGUUCUAUGAUGAACCUCUAAGCUUUACAUUACCUUGAACCUUAAAGAGUAAUCCCUUUCAGCAGCUUCAAAGCUAUCCCGGGAUAAAAACAUUCUGUUUAUCAGUGCGAGGUGCCAUGGUGAAGUAAUUUGAAAUUUCACUUUAUACAUUAAAAGUGAAUGUGCACCGUGCAAGUAAAAACUGCCUCUCGAUUUACAGCAUAAGAGACCCAACAGGAGGCUGCAUCGCGCGGAUGUAUGGCAGUGCGGCCUCUCUAAAUACAGCUGGGUUUGUUCCUAUUACAACAGGUCCUGGUAGGUGAUUCCAAAUUUUGACAGUACGUGAGAAGAGAACUUGUAUGCAUCAGUGGUUGCUUUCGGUAUAGCAUAUUUAAGCAUAUAUUUUAUAGCAUAUUACAGGGACAUUGAUGUGCUUUUGUAGGGACAUUGAUGUGCUUUGUAGCAUUCAGCUGAAUCUGAAUGGUCAGGUCAGCAACAUGUCGUUGAUGGACACAUCUGCGCGAACUUAUUGAAGAGAAUAGCGCACUGUGUGUGGAACGACUUUAUUGAAGCUGUUUUAGUAAUUGAUUUAAAUGUCUGCAGGGAAGGGCUGGUUAUAAUUGAGGAGGGGAAGUUAUUCCAGUCUUUUACAGUGUUAACAAAGAAAGAAUGUUGAAAAACUCUGGCCUUGUGGCGAACCUGGUGGAAUUUCUGGUAAUUCCCUCUAGUAGAUUUUGUAUUCCGUUGAACGAACUCAUUUAUUUGGAUAUUGACCUGACGGUUAUUCAUCUUAUACAGCAUGCAGCUAUCUCUUUGUGUUUCAAUUUAAAUCUUGAUCAUUUUGAUCAUUUGCGUGUGUUAAUUAUACGUAUAAGGGGCGAUGACCUUAUAUGUCACAUCUAAUGGAAAAUCGGAACACAGGUGUAGUGAUUCACUAACCCAGUGAUUCGUUAGACCAUAUCUGUACACUACAAAUAUCGCCAAGCUUUGACACAGAGCUUACACGGUGUAUUUGACAGAUUGAAAAUGAGAUCAUUUGGGGUUGUGUCAAGAAACUCGCUAUUGAUUGCAAAUAAAUUUUAGCUCUCAAAUCUAACAAGCUUAGUUUGCAAUUAGUUGGAAGUUUGCCAUUGAUAGCUGGUCUGCUUGUUGUGAUAGACUGCAUAAAAGGAAUUUGUGUGUGUACAUGUUGUCAUCAUUAAUCUAUAUCAGUUGUAAGCUACUUUUUACAACACCCCCCCUCCUAGCAACGGGUCAUUUUAGUAUAAGGUUAGUAAGUUUUUUAUGAGAGAUUUAAUUUGUUAUCAAGUUAUGACUUUCAUGUCGUUAAAUACAUGUAUGUAAUAUUAUUAUGUAAUGUUAUCAAAAUGUAAUAUUUCCAUUCAAGCUAUUGAAUUACAAUUACUUUGAACUGUCACACCUUGAUAAACUCCCAACUUUCAGGGGACUAAUUUUUUAUUCAAGUAUCCGUCCAAUGGUUUAAUAUAAAUGGAAGCAGCUUAUACGAAAUGUACUCAUGUAUAAUAUGAUGAUGAAAUCUUUGAUGUCAUAACUAUGAAUUAUGUUUGAUACAAUUUGUGCAUUCCGUAAUACACAUGCUCCCAAGGUUUGUGUUCAUGAGAGGUUUUCUUUUCCUUGGGGUUCAACAAUCAUUCCUACAUAGCACGUGUUGUGAGUCAGAAUAUAAAAAAAGAGGAAUAUUUUACUGAACAAUGAAUUCUAAAUUCAGGGAAUAUUACAAAUUAAUAAGUAGAACUACAAGCAACAUCCCAGGAAAAUUUAAGUGUUUAAAUAAGGUUUGUUAUUACUUUAAAAGAGACAGACUUUCAUUAAUACAUGUAUAUGGUGUUGAGUACACUUUGAGUACAAGGGGCGAUGUUACAAUAUGAAUGCAAAAUGUGCACAAGUAUCAUGAAAUGCACAAAUUGCAUAUGAUUGUAAUAUAAUGCAUAUGCGUGAAGAUAUAUUUGCCUUUACUGCCAUUAAAUAGAUUUUAUAAUUAAUGAAUAUCAUCUAAUUACUGUCUUGUAUUAAUGCUGUAUCAUAGUUCUAUCAGAAAUUCACUACAAUACAAAGAAAAUGUGUAAAUAUAUCUGCCUGCAAAGCAAGUAUUUCAUUUUUUAAACAUAUUGAUGGACAUAAUGUAAGUUUUUUUUUAUAAAUAUAUUUGUAUAUUACGGAAUAUGGAUUUUUUUUCUAUCACAGAUGAAAAUAAAACUUGAAUAAGCAA